Molecule: messenger RNA, 981 nt
Organism: Homarus americanus (American lobster)
Lineage: Eukaryota; Metazoa; Arthropoda; Malacostraca; Decapoda; Nephropidae
Product: keratin-associated protein 16-1-like
Exons: 1
Coding region: 1-981 (326 amino acids)
Source: RefSeq, a predicted model, not a curated record
AUGCAUCAGCCAGUGCCAUGCACCAGCCAGUGUCAUGCACCAGCCAGUGUUAGGCACCAGUGCCGCACCAGCCAGUGUCAUGCACCAGCCAGUGUCAUGCACCAGCCAGUGUUAAGCACCAGCCAGUCUGCACCAGCCAGUGUCAUGCACCAGCCAGUGUUAGGCACCAGCCAGUGCCAUGCACCAGCCAAUGCUAUGCACCAGCCAAUGCUAUGCCAGCCAGUGUCGCCCCACCAGUGUCAUGCCAGCCAUUGUCAUGCAUCAGCCAGUGUCAUGCAUCAGCCAAUGCAUGCACCAGCCAGUGUCAUGCACCAGCCAGUGUCAUACCAGCCAGUGUCAUGCACCAGCCAUUGUCAUGCAUCAGCCAGUGUCAUGCAUCAGCCAAUGCCAUGCACCAGCCAGUGUCAUGCACCAGCCAGUGUCAUGCACCAGCCAGUGUCAUGCACCAGCCAGCGUCAUGCAUCAGCCAGUGUCAUGCAUCAGCCAAUGUCAUGCACCAGCCAGUGUCGCACCAGCGUGUCUGCAGGCAUUGUCAUGCAUCAGCCAGUGUCAUGCAUCAGCCAAUGCCAUGCACCAGCCAGUGUCAUGCCAGCCAGUGUCAUGCACCAGCCAGUGUCAUGCCAGCCAUUGUCAUGCAUCAGCCAGUGUCAUGCAUCAGCCAAUGCCAUGCACCAGCCAGUGUCAUGCACCAGCCAGUGUCAUGCACCAGCCAGUGUCAUGCACCCAGCCAGCGUCAUGCAUCAGCCAGUGUCAUGCAUCAGCCAAUGUCAUGCACCAGCCAGUGUCAUGCACCAGCCAAUACCCAUGCCAGCCAGUGUCAUGCACCAGCCAGUGUCAUGUACUAGCCAGUAUCAUGUACCAGCCAGUGCCAUGCACCAGCCAGUGUCAUGCACCAGCCAGUGUCAUGUACCAGCCAGUAUCAUGUACCAGCCAGUGCCAUGCACCAGCCAGUGUCAUGCACCAGCCAGUGUCAUGUUAUAG